Molecule: messenger RNA, 819 nt
Organism: Branchiostoma floridae (Florida lancelet)
Lineage: Eukaryota; Metazoa; Chordata; Leptocardii; Amphioxiformes; Branchiostomatidae
Product: N-alpha-acetyltransferase 38, NatC auxiliary subunit-like
Exons: 3
Coding region: 1-339 (112 amino acids)
Cellular component (GO): NatC complex
Molecular function (GO): RNA binding
Source: RefSeq, a predicted model, not a curated record
AUGGCUAGUUUGUCGUCUGGAGGCACGUAUGCAGAUAUCAAGAGGAAGUUCAAGUUUGACACAGAUACAUCCACACAAGAGAGCGAGGGUCGGCAGAAGCUGCGCAGCUGGCUGAACAAGAGCCUGCGUGUGAGCAUGACGGACGGGCGGACGCUCAUCGGGGUGUUCCUCUGUACAGACAGGGAUAAAAAUGUCAUUCUGGGGUCAUGUCAGGAGUAUAUACAGGAUCCAGAUAACACAUCAGGUGAGGACCCUCGGGUACUGGGACUAGCCAUGGUUCCUGGUCACCACAUCCUCAAAAUAGAAUAUGAUGACAUCACGGCCAACCAGAUCAUGUGAUCUAGCUACCCAGCAUUCCAUACUACUGUCCACACCACUCUGAGUAUGUCCAAGAAGAGAGAUUUCAGGGGAUUUUUUUCUAGUUCUGUAAAAGAACUGAAAAUUGACUUAAGUGGAGGUAGCUUAUGAGCUGACAUUCUUCUAUGAAUGCUGAAAGCGCUGUGCUGCUUAUCCAGAGCGUUGCAAGUCCUGUGUGUUUUGGGACAAGAAAAGGAUGAAAGUGAUGGUGACAUCGGCUUGAUUGUCCUGAUCAUCGUGGGAGCAAAUAAGGACUGUAGAAAAGACUGAUAUUUAUGUAUUAUUUUACACCAUCUGAGACCAAAUAAGCACAAGAUCUCCUGAUGCUGAACACCAGUAUUUUUACUUGUCAGAGGUGACAACAAUGCAUGGAACAGAUUCCAGUAUGUGCUGUUAGUUUCUGACUUGGUGCGAGGUCAUUGUGCCGAAGAAUCAUGUCAAUAAAACAUUAUGUUUUAUCCA